This is a messenger RNA of Castor canadensis (American beaver), 1780 nucleotides long. The record is from RefSeq and is a predicted model, not a curated record. Lineage: Eukaryota; Metazoa; Chordata; Mammalia; Rodentia; Castoridae.
GCUUUCCGGAGCGGACCGCGCGCCUCCCGUGCGCUCACUGAAAAGCCUUGGCGGCGCGGCGGCCCCGGCCAGAGUAGCGGAGCCAGGCGGCAGCGGCGCCCACACCAUGGAGGGCCACCCGGUCCCAGUCCGGGUCGCCGCCGACCUCUGCCGCCACCCGCGCCUGUCUGCCAGCUCUCGCUGCUGCUCUCCCUGCGCGGUCCCCUCCUCACCUCGAAGCCAACAUGAAGGACACACGGGGCGACGGCGGAGGUGUCCCCUUGUGCACCCGCUUCAACCACUCCUACUCGGGCAUGUGGGGCCCCGAGCGCUCCGCUGAGGUGCAGGGAAACCUCACCCGCCCCCCAGGGACCAGCGAGGACUGCGGAUCGGUGUCCGUGGCCUUCCCGAUUACUAUGAUGAUCACCGGCUUCGUGGGCAAUGCUCUGGCCAUGCUUCUGGUGUCUCGAAGCUACAGACGCCGGGAAAGCAAGCGCAAGAAGUCCUUUCUGCUGUGCAUCGGCUGGCUAGCGCUCACCGACCUCGUCGGGCAGUUGCUCACCAGCCCGGUGGUCAUUGUCGUGUACCUUUCCAAACAGCGCUGGGAACAACUCGAUCCGUCGGGGCGGCUGUGCACCUUCUUCGGUCUGACCAUGACUGUUUUUGGACUCUCUUCACUCUUCAUCGCCAGCGCCAUGGCCGUCGAGCGGGCACUGGCCAUUCGGGCGCCACACUGGUACGCGAGCCACAUGAAGACGCGCGCCACUCGCGCCGUGCUGCUCGGCGUGUGGCUGGCAGUGCUCACUUUCGCCCUGUUGCCAGUGCUGGGCGUAGGCCAGUACACCAUCCAGUGGCCCGGGACUUGGUGCUUCAUUAGCACCGGGCAAGGGGGCAAUGAGACUAGUUCUUCGCACAACUGGGGCAACCUUGUUUUCGCCUCCACCUUCGCCUUCCUGGGGCUCUUGGCGCUGGCAGUCACCUUUGCCUGCAACCUGGCCACCAUUAAGGCGCUGGUGUCUCGCUGCCGGGCCAAAGCCGCAGUAUCGCAGUCCAGUGCCCAGUGGGGCAGGAUCACAACCGAGACGGCCAUCCAGCUCAUGGGAAUCAUGUGUGUGCUAUCGGUCUGCUGGUCGCCACUUUUGGUAGGUAGUUUCGGGGUAUGGGAAGGUUGGGGGAAGCCGGAAAUUGGAGACAUCUGGAAUACGGUAUUUGCUACCCCAAACAGGGGUCGCCCUCUUGCCGCUUCUGAGGCACUGCAGUCCCUCACUGCGCAGCAGGUGCUAACCUCACUUCUGGAUUCGCUCCAGCCUGGAGGCAGGAGAGUGAAAGCUGCAUGUUUGCUUCAGCCACCCGGUCAGUCUCAGCCUCUUGGAGAGUACUUGACCCUCUGGAAGUGCUUGAGCCCACAGGCACUCUGGGAACUCGGCAGCCCAACAACUCCAUCUAGCCAGCGUUUGCUAGUUCAUAUUGCAAUAACGCAGGGCAGGGUCUUCUGGAUAUUGGAGUUCUCCACUCCCCAGAUCCUCACAACAGCAAACUACAGAACUACCCAGGAGCAGGCAUGUAGUUCCUUUCUCCCACUCUUCCUGAAUUUGAGAAAGCAGAUAUUGAAGAGUAACUGGUGUGGGGCACUUGAACACAAACUUGGCUACAAGUCAGUAACAUGUAGUGACAAGGAGAGUUAUGUUGGCUCUAACUGCCCACAAGUCACUGUAUGGUCAAGUUCUGCAUUCCAGGAACUGGAACUCAGGCUGAUGUCUUCAAUUAAUAUCUUCACUCAGAUAUUAUUUAUUGAUUUGCA